AUGGCAACGCCUUUGCAGAUGCCCCCUCUGCCGCGAGAUGCUCUACAAGUACUAGACGUACUCGAGAGACGACUUUCUGAUGUUCAAGCGACCCUACGGGAGCUUCAACCGGCGACGCAAUCCGGUGACGUGCCAGACACGAGUGUCCACGACUUGCGACAGGAUGUCGAGCUCGUGCAGAGAGAUAUAGAGGAGCUGUUACUCAUAGCCGAAGAACAAGAGCAUCCCUCGACUCGCCAAACGAUACUCAGCCUGGUUGCCGAGACACAAGCGAGCGUUCAGUCAUGCACCGUCGAGUUACGAGCAGUCAGUCUAGCGCAGUACAGAGCUUCCAAGAAGCCGGCCACUGCAAACAAAGCAAGAACCUCGAGGAGGCGGCGUAGCACGCUCACUCGGCCUGCUUCAAGCUUGAGCAACGACAGCGAUAGGGCUGGCAAAGCUUCGUAUUCUCCCUCGACCUUACGAGAAGAGGCGCCACUACUGCCACCUCGUGCCAAUGGCAAUGGAAGAGACGCUGGCACAAAGCAGAGCAGCUCGUCUGACGACGCCCUCAUGAGCGCGACCUCAGAUGUCACCGAAGGACUUCGACGAACGCUGGGUCUCAUGCAGACUGAGCUCGAUCGCUCUAUGAUAUCCACGCAGCUAUUAGAGCAAUCGUCUACUACACUUACCGCGACUUCUGAUCGAUAUUCGUCUUUCAGCGGUCUGCUCGACGUCUCGAAGCAACUCAUCACCUCGUUGCAAAAUUCCGAUUUUCUAGACAGGCUCAUCAUUUUGGCUGCUCUGACGCUGUUCGGUCUUGUCUGCCUGUACAUCCUCAAGCGACGCGUGCUCGACAAGGGUCUUCGUGUGGCGGGCUUGUUCGCUCGCUUGCUGCCUAUUGGGCUCAUCAAACGUGCACUGCCCUCACUAGAUCUCAGUCGGCUCAUCUCGGCCAGUAAUGCAUCGCUAGAAGUCACACCAGCCAGCGCAGACUCGCUGGACGUAGGCGAAGGAUUAGCUAAAGUGCUGCCCACCAGUAUACUGGCCGCCGUAGCAUCCAGUGCAGAGGCAUAUCUGCAGCCCACACCGCUUGUGAGCCACGUCGACAAAGAAGAGGAGCGGCCUUUCAGACAAGGCCUCACUGUCGAUCUUCAGCCAGAAUUCUCGACCGAAGCACUCGAAAAGGGCGACGAGACCUUCGAGGGGUACGCCUACGAUCCACACGAGCAAGAUGCGUUCGCGAAUAACGCUAGUACUAUUGCUUUAUUCGAUGCUGCCGAGAUUGAUUACGCUCUUGCUAUGGAACCCUCAGAAGCUGCCUCGGACGAGCAUCUGAGCCCGCUCAGCCAAGAAAGCCUCUCUUCAGACGAGCAGGCUGGCCCGACUUCAUCCGAGCAAGAUGACAUUACCCAGAACAGUCCAGAGAUUACGCUCGCUUCCGAAUCAGAGGACAUGAUCUCACAAGAGCAUCAUGCUGGCGACUCAGACACCGAGCAAGUGCUGCGACUGCCCACAGAUACCCUCGCGGCCAUGGAAGACGAUGCACGAGACCGACUGCCUCAUGCGCAACCGAGCGACGAUGCACGAGACCAAGUAUCCGAUGCAGAGCUUAGCGAGGAGGCAGCUCUAGAAUCAGAAGCGAUAGCUGCGCCGCCUCUUGAUCAACCGGAAGAUCAGAUGGCCGAGACAGCGGACGACGGUUCUCUACGACAGGAAGCUAGCAAGGGAGCCAUGCCUGACGAUGAAGAGCCUGCUCAGCCUUUGCCUGCCACAGCGCCCGAGCUAACGGAUAGGGAUGCCGCAGACGACGUCCCAGAUGGCGAGCCUGCUGAUCCUGCACCUCUGCCGCUUGUCAGGUCAUCGAACGAUGAGGAUGCAGCGCCAACAGGGGAGCUCGAAGAAGGGCUGCCGACGAUGGCACCAUAUGUCGAAACGACGCCCGAUGAGAGCGCUCCAAUAGCGGAUACAGAGACUGGCGGCGAGGACAGUACCCGUGUCGACGCUGAGCAUGCAGAGUCUACAGCACACCCUGGCGAGCUUGCGCACGAUGAUCUAUCUGGAGCAGACUCUACGCUUGCUGAGCCCAUCUACGCAGAGGAGCAGCAGUCUGUUGCGAGAGACUAUGUAGACGCUGCAUUUGACGAGCCGACAAGUUCGAGCAACGAGAUGGGACAGGAGGCUACAGAGGUGCCUGACGCUCUCAGCGCGCAUCUAGACGUGGGCGAUUCAUUCUCAUCAAGCGUGGAGGAAGACGUCACCCUGGACCCUGAGCCUGAGGAGCAAUCUAGCAAUGGCGCUACUGCUGUUGAUAGCGGAGAUGACGCUUUAGCGCCUUCAAAGACUCUGGAAGAACAAGAGCCAGACUUCUCUUUCGAUCCCGACUUCGGGAAGGACGCAAACGUUGCGACAAUAAGCACUCCCGCUGCUCACGAGGACGAGGGGGAACAUGACGAAUUCACCCCUACGAGAACACGCGAGGAAGAUCUAGGUCUCGUGGAGCUCGAGGAUACUGACCAGCUCGAGGACAUGGAUGACGAGGCCAUGGAUCCUGAUCAAGAAUUGACGCUAUCAUUCGAGCUGGCUGAGCAAUCCGAGGAGGUCAUGUCCACUCCAAAUACACACGAAGGCCCACUAGAGACUGGCAAACUGUCUCAGACCGAGAAACUUGGUGUUCGUGCCGUGCCGACUGCGGCGCGACUGCAAGAUCAGCUUCAUUUGGAGCUUUAA
Mixia osmundae IAM 14324 is the source of this 2709-nucleotide messenger RNA. RefSeq lists its product as uncharacterized. The record is from RefSeq and is a predicted model, not a curated record. Gene Ontology annotation, molecular function: SNAP receptor activity. The transcript has 3 exons. Lineage: Eukaryota; Fungi; Basidiomycota; Mixiomycetes; Mixiales; Mixiaceae. Gene Ontology annotation, cellular component: SNARE complex; endoplasmic reticulum. Bases 1 to 2709 code for a protein of 902 amino acids. Gene Ontology annotation, biological process: retrograde vesicle-mediated transport, Golgi to endoplasmic reticulum.